AUGAACAAAGAAAACCAAACCUAUCUGACUGAAUUCAUCUUGCUGGGCUUUUCUUCUGAUCAUCAAACCCAGAUUCUGCUGUUUGUGAUAUUUUUUAUCAUCUACCUGUUGACUAUGUUUGGGAAUCUGCUCAUCAUACUCCUAAUUCAGGUUGACUCUCGACUUCACACACCAAUGUACUUCUUCCUUAAAAUCUCAUUUACUGAUCUCUGUUUCUCUACAGCUAUUGUUCCCCAGAUGCUAUCCCAUUUGCUGGUCAUGAGAAAGACCAUCUCUUUUACUAGGUGCUCAAUUCAAAUGCUUUUCUUCCUAACAGCAGGGUGUACAGAGAGUUCACUUCUAGCAGUGAUGUCCUAUGACUGCUAUGUGGCUGUCUGCAAGCCCCUGCGCUAUUCCACUCUCAUGACCCAGAGAAUUUGCGUUCAGCUGGUCACGGGGUGCUGGGCCAGUGGAGCAUUUGUGUCUUUAGUAGAUACCACAUUCACUUUAUGUCUCCCAUAUCAGGGACAGAAUAUAAUUAAUCAUUAUUUUUGUGAGCCUCCUGCCCUCCUGAAACUGGCUUCAGCAGAUACCUACAGCACAGAAAUGACCAUCUUUGCAAUAGGUGUUGUAAUUCUGCUAGGUCCUGCCUCUCUCAUCCUUUUCUCCUACUGGAAUAUUAUCUCCACUGUAAUUCAAAUACAGUCAGAGGAGGGGAGGCUAAAGUUGUUCUCUACCUGUGGAUCCCAUUUCAUUGUUGUUUUCUUAUUCUACGGGUCAACAAUAUUUACCUACAUGCAGCCUAAUUUGAAGCAAAUGAAUAAAGGGGAUAAAGUGGUCUCAGUGUUCUACUCAGUCAUAACACCAGUGAUUAACCCUUUCAUUUAUAGCCUGAGGAACAAGGAUGUGAAAGAAGCAUUUAGGAAAGUAUUUGGAAAAUAG
Molecule: messenger RNA, 921 nt
Organism: Macaca mulatta (Rhesus monkey)
Lineage: Eukaryota; Metazoa; Chordata; Mammalia; Primates; Cercopithecidae
Source: RefSeq, a predicted model, not a curated record